Effrenium voratum is the source of this 975-nucleotide messenger RNA. The record is from the annotation of a GenBank genome assembly. NCBI's taxonomy places the organism in Eukaryota, Dinophyceae, Suessiales, Symbiodiniaceae.
AUGGCCAUGGCGCGGAUGGAGUCGCUGCUGCAGGAGCUGCAGAAGCUGCUGCAGGAGCACCUGGAGGCUAGGGCCGCAGAGGCCAAUGCGCUUGCACGCUGCUGCAGCCACGCGGAGCAAUUCAUUGAGAGGAGGCCAAGUGAUGCGGAGCAGGGCCAGCAGGAUCAUGGCUUUGACGUGGAGAAAUGGCGCCAUUGGCGGCAGCUUCAGGCCCAGUGGUGGCAGCUCAAAGGCCAAGAGCCCGCUCUCAAGGAGGCUGCCAAGAAAGCCCGUGAUGCAUGGCGGCAGCAGCUGUUUGAGAGCAGCAGGAGCGCGUGCGCAGAGUCGGAUGCGAGUGACGUGCAGAAGGCGUGCGCGCUAGCGCGGCUGUGCAAAUUCGCUGCAGAGGAGGUGCUGCCAUCACCAGAGGCGUUCUUCACUUCCCGGGGUAUGUGGCCAGAGGGCGUGGAGGAGCAAGAGCAGUUGCUGCUGGAGCUGGACCGGUGGAUUGCGCGGCUGGUGCAGGACGCUGAGGCUGCGGCCCCGGAUGUGGCCAGGGCGCAAGAGGCCGUGCGCCGCUUUCAGCAGGCGCAGCCGGAGCCGCCGGAGCCGGAGGUCGCGGAGCCGAGCCCGGAGCGCGCGCCGCACCCCUUGGCGCUGUUGCAGCUGCCGGGGGGAGAGGAUGCUGCCAGAUCAGUGCUCUUGGCACAACACCGCGCGCGGCAGAUGGAGCUGGAAGCGCAGGUGAUGCGCAUUUGCUGUGAGGGGCGGCCCAAUCUGCUUGAUGAGGUGCAAGAAGUGCUCAACCAGGCGAGCUGCGAGGAAGACACGCUGAAGGCAUUGGAAGUAUUGCGUAUGGUGGAGUACCUGUGCUCCGGCCGCCGCACCAUGAUGAGCGUUUGGCCUUUGCCAAGCGAGUCUGUGGAAGUUGAGAAAUGGCGCGAGGGCAGGGACCUCAUGAGGUUGGGUGGUGUAGAUGCCUGGGACGUGAAUUGA